Messenger RNA from Aureococcus anophagefferens, 1738 nucleotides. RefSeq lists its product as hypothetical. NCBI's taxonomy places the organism in Eukaryota, Pelagophyceae, Pelagomonadales, Pelagomonadaceae. Gene Ontology annotation, molecular function: translation elongation factor activity; glutathione transferase activity. The transcript has 2 exons. The record is from RefSeq and is a predicted model, not a curated record. Gene Ontology annotation, biological process: translational elongation. Bases 155 to 1420 code for a protein of 421 amino acids.
GCUAUCGACGCCUUUCAGGGCCCCUGCGGUUUCCUCGGUACCACGUGCAUCCCAAACGCGCCAAUCACUAAGGCCUUCACUAUUGGCCAGGGUCCCCGGCUUAUCGCGGCGCUUGCUUCGCGAGGGGUAUUUAAUUUUAUUAUCGCCGGGAGCGAUGACUCUACAACUUUACACUUACCCAGGGAAUUUCCGUGCCUUCAAGGCGCUUGUCGCGGCGGAGUACGUGGGCGUCGACAUCGAUGUUCCAGAUUUCGACAUGGAAAAGACAGCGAAGACGCCAUCUUUCCUCGCGAUGUCGCCUAUGGGUAAGGUGCCAGUACUCAAGACACCUCAGGGUGCCAUAUUCGAGUCUAACGCGAUCGCUCGGUAUGUAGCGCGACUACGCAAGGACUCUGAGAUCUACGGACGGACGUUCUACGAAUCGGCGCUCAUCGAUUCAUGGGUAGAUUUCUGUGCGCACGAGCUCGAACUCCCGUGUACGAUGUGGGUAUACCCGAUCAUCGGCUACAUGCCAUUCAAUGCGGCAGCUUCCGCCAAGGCCAAGGAGCAUGUCACUGACGCGUUGGAUUCUCUGGAAAGGCACCUCGUCGAUAAAACAUACAUAGUCGGCGACGCAAUUACGUUGGCAGACAUUACGCUAGUUUCGGCGCUCGUCUAUCCUGCGAAGCUCGCCAUGGAUAAACUUUUCCGCGCGAGAUUCCCCAACGUGUUCCGUUGGUUUGAUCUUUGUGUGCAUCAACCUCAAUUUGUUGCGGUCAUUGGUGACGUCGCACUUGCGGAUAAGAAAGGCAAGAAGGAUAAGUCGAAUAAGGGAAGCGAUGCAAACAUAUCCGUGGAGAAUGCAUCGAGGGACAAAAAGGAGAAGCUCCCCAAAAAAGAAAAGGCGAAAGUUGAACAGCUGACAGAACCUAAGCCUGAAAAGAAAAAAGACCACCCCCUGAAAAUUCUAGACAAAGAAGAGCCGUCCGAGUUUGUGGGCGAUGUUUGGAAGAAAGUUUAUUCCAAUAAUCCGCCUGAUGUCUGGAAGAAGCAGUUCUGGGAGAUGUAUGACCCCAAAGGCUGGUCCCUUUGGGUGUGCAGAUUUAAGUAUAACCACGAGAAUGAAAAGCAGUUCAUGUGCGCUAAUGCGAUCGGCGGUUUCGUCCAGCGCUCUGAUGCUGUUCGGAAGUGGGCAUUCGGCGCCAUGUUUGUCACUGGGUCUGAACAGGACCUCCCGAUUGAGAUCUCUGGAGUCUGGCUGAUGCGUGGACAGUCAGUCGAGCAUCUCAAGGAUGCUAAUGAUGACGCUCUUUGCUACACAUGGACUAAAAUUGAUCACACUAGUCAGGAGAUGAUGGACUUUGUUGCUGAAUACUGGGCUGCAGAUGUUGAUGGGUACCUUGAGGGCAAGCUUGUCACGGAUGGUAAAGUUUUCAAGUGAGAGCGGUUGCACACCACACGGUUUGCACAUCAUCGCACACCAUGGUGAAAUAAUCACAAUUGUGAUGAAGCUUUCUCAAAGGAUGGACUCUGGAUUUGUCAUGUCUUUCCUUGUAUCAGCCGACACCGGACAAAGCAGAACACGCUGGGUGAAGCAUGAGCCGAGGUAUGGGCCCUUGAAGAGGUAGGGGAGCGGCAUGGCCUACGAAGCUUGCGGCGCGCAGGCUACGCAGUCCCGGCGAACGCGGGAAAUACGACGCGUUCUAGUUUGGACCCCACCCGGGCCCCCGGCGCCUGAGUAAAGCCCCCAGCCGAUGGC